Protobothrops mucrosquamatus (brown spotted pit viper) is the source of this 2055-nucleotide messenger RNA. RefSeq names its product tubulin folding cofactor E (gene TBCE). The transcript is spliced from 17 exons. Bases 234 to 1826 code for a protein of 530 amino acids. Gene Ontology annotation, biological process: protein folding. NCBI's taxonomy places the organism in Eukaryota, Metazoa, Chordata, Lepidosauria, Squamata, Viperidae. Gene Ontology annotation, molecular function: alpha-tubulin binding. The record is from RefSeq and is a predicted model, not a curated record.
GCGGUCUAGGCGUAAGGAGUGGGGCUUGUCUUUCUCGCUACCAGAGUGAGGCCGGCCGAGGCCGGUGAGAAAGCCGAGGAGGACGCGGAAAGGUUGAAGCCGGCGCGUCACUGAAUCUCUGUUCGCUUCGACAGCCUCUUCUAUUCGAGUGGCGGGUCCCUUCCGUGCCUGCCUCCUGUCUUUGCUUUCUUCCUAUCCAUAAAGAAAUAUCCUGAACUCAUCUGUUUUUCUUGAUGAGUGAUACCAUUCCUUCUGAUGCAGUUGGUCGAAGAAUUCUCUGUAAUGGAGACUAUGGAACAGUACUUUAUGUUGGUAAAGUUCCUCCUACAACAGGAAAUUGGCUUGGAGUUGAAUGGGACAACCAUGAAAGAGGAAAACAUAAUGGUAGCCACGAAGGAAUACAGUAUUUCAAAUGCAGGCAUCCUACAGGUGGAUCCUUCAUUCGCCCAAACAAGGCAAAUUUUGGAGUAGAUUUCCUUUCCGCCGUUAAAAAGAAGUAUGGAUUGAAUGAAAAUGAGCAUGAUCCAGAGAGUGAAACAGCACUGUCAUUAGUAAUUGGAAGGAAAACUGUAGAAACAGUUGGAUUUGAUUCCAUUAAAGAAAAACUAAAGCAAUUGAAUACCUUAAGUGACAUUUCAGUGGAUGCAUGUGCCGUGAGUCUUGCAGGUCAAGAAGAAGAAAUCAGAAAAUCAUGCCCUAAUAUUCGGCAGAUAAAUUUAUCAAAAAAUCUUUUGUCAUCUUGGAAAGAAGUGUUAGCUAUUGCCUGCCAAAUUGAAAAUUUAGAAACACUUAAUCUCAGUGAAAACAAAAUGAAAUUUCCAUCUGUUCUACCACCUGCUUCACAAACAUUUUGCAAACUCAGAGUUUUGGCACUUAAUCAGACUGGAGUGACAUGGACUGAGGUUCUUUUAUGUGCUACAGGGUGGCCAGCUCUUGAAGAACUGUACCUUGCUUCCAAUAGCAUUUCACUUUUAAAAAGUCCUAUUGAUGUCCUCCAGAAUCUGAAAUGGCUAGACCUUUCUAAUAACCAGUUAACUGAUGAAAAUCAACUUCAUCUAAUUGCGGAUCUUCCCAGGUUAGAAAGAUUAAUACUUUCAAACAAUGAAAUUUAUUCUAUGUACUUUCCUGAUGCAACUUUUGGUUACAAGACUAGAAUGUUUCCUUCAUUAACUCAUCUUAUAUUAAAAGACAAUAGAAUAGCAAAAUGGUCUGUUAUCAAUGAACUUGACAAGCUACAAAAACUGGAAUCAUUUGAUUGUCGGAAUAAUCCUUUGAUGGAUUCAGACAAAAACGUAGAGACUGUGAAACAACUUAUUAUUGCCAAAAUAGGACAAUUAAAGUUUUUUAACAAAUCACAGAUCUUUCCUGAAGAAAGGAGGGGAGCAGAACUUGACUAUAGAAAAAAAUAUGGGAUUGACUGGUUAAAGGCUGGUGGUAAUCAAGAUCCAAAGAAAAAUAAACCAAGUGAGGAAUUCCUUGCUGCUCAUCCAAGAUUUCAGCUACUCUGUGACCUCUAUGGUGCCCCAGAAGAUGGCGAGCUGAAAAGAGAACAGCCUUUUUCUCUAAAAAAUCAACUACUGACGUUGACUUUUAAAUGCCCCGACAAAGCUGACCAGAAGCCCAUAGAGAAGAAACUUCCAGAUUCUAUGACUAUCCAGAAGGUCAAAGGACUGCUGUAUCGGCUACUUAAAAUUCCAGGCUCAGAACUGAAACUAUCAUAUGAAAGUUCUAAAAUGAAAGGCAAAGAAUUUGAACUGGACAAUGACCUAAAGCCCUUGCAAUUCUACUCUAUUGAAAAUGAAGAUUGCAUUCUAGUACGAUGGUAAAAGCUGCCUUUGAUACAUUUUGAAGAUAACUUGCACACUGCUAAUAAAGUUUAGGCUGAUUUUUAAUUGUAUUGUUGGGGAAUUGUAUUGUUGUUUAUAAAAACGUAUCACUGUUUGGUAGAGAAGCUUUUGUAUUCUUGCUUUUUUUUAAAGAAAGAAAAAAGAAAUAUCAUGCCUGUAAGAAAAAAUGAAAGCUUUUGCCAGCUUCAAAUAAAAAGUAAUUCAUUUG